Molecule: messenger RNA, 3246 nt
Organism: Megalobrama amblycephala (Wuchang bream)
Lineage: Eukaryota; Metazoa; Chordata; Actinopteri; Cypriniformes; Xenocyprididae
Exons: 1
Coding region: 1-2865 (954 amino acids)
Biological process (GO): DNA integration; DNA recombination
Molecular function (GO): DNA binding
Source: RefSeq, a predicted model, not a curated record
AUGGCGCGCAUGCGCAGUUCACCCCUGGGUUUUCUCCACAAUAAGCCGGGGUUAUCGUCUGCAAUUUGCUGUAAAACCUCCACUUUUCAACAGUGUGUUAAUGUCAACAGCACAAGGGGAGUCAGCUCAGAUUUUAGAGGAAGAAAUAACCUCUUUAUUGAACAAAAGAGCAAUUCGAGUUGUGCCGCCAGAGGACAGCCACCACGGCUUUUACUCACGGUACUUCGUCAUUCCCAAAAAAGGAGGGGGUCUCCGUCCCAUUCUGGAUUUACGGAACCUCAACAAACACCUCAGGAAAUACAAUUUCAAAAUGUUGACCUUAAAGGUGUUGUCAAAAAUUAUUCGUCCCAAAGACUGGCUGACAUCAGUCGAUUUGAAGGACGCAUAUUUUCACAUAAGCAUCUAUCCAGCACACAGAAAAUUCCUCAGGUUUGCCUAUCGGGACACAGCGUACGAAUUUUUGACAGUACCGUUUGGUCUGUCUCUCGCACCGAGAAUUUUUACAAAAUGUGUGGAAGCGGCGCUCACACCGCUGAGGAUGAUGGGUCUGAGAGUGUCAGCAUAUUUGGACGAUCUGCUGCUCUGCGCGCCGUCGCGGCAUCAGGCAGAGAGAGAGACAAAAAUGCUCGUGUCUCACCUGGAGAGCCUAGGCUUCAGGAUAAACGAGACGAAAAGCAGCUUAGUGCCCACACAAGAGAUAAUUUACCUGGGUCUCAGACUGAACUCAGACCUGUAUCAAGCUUUUCUGUCGGAGGAGCGCAUCAAGUCAAUUCGCGGCUGUUUGUCCCUUUUUCAGAAAGGAAACAAAGUUCAAUUCAGACUGUGUUUACGUCUUCUGGGUCUGAUGGCCUCGACAGUUUCAAUCAUUCCUCUGGGACUGUUGCGAAUGAGGGAUUUCCAGCGCUGGACAGCGGCACAGCGUUUGUGUCCAAAACGCCACCUAAACCGCAAAGUGAUAGUAACAUCACUUUGCAUGCGCGCUCUCCAUCACUGGAGAGAUCGGGCUUUUCUCGAGUCAGGGACUCCGCUGGGAGCAGUUUCUAUGAGAAAGGUGGUCACAACGGAUGCGUCGCUCACAGGUUGGGGUGCUGUGUGCGAGGGCAGAAUAGCGAAAGGGAAAUGGCCUGUCUCGCUACAGAACGCACACAUAAACUUCCUGGAACUGUUAACGGUGUUUCUAGCAUUGAAACAUUUUGUGCAGUUUCUAAAGAACCACCACGUUUUGAUCAGAUCAGACAACACAACGGCAGUGGCAUACAUAAAUCGCCAGGGUGGCACACGCUCCCCUCAGCUUCACAGUCUGGCACAGAAACUGAUCGUGUGGGGCGUGAAGCAUUUUCAUUCACUACGGGCAACGCAUGUUCCGGGAAUAAUGAAUGUGGGAGCGGAUCUCCUGUCCAGAGGAAAUCCGCUGUAUGGAGAAUGGACUCUCCACCCUCAGGUAGUGAGCCAGUUGUGGGAGAGGUUCGGCCGAGCUGCCGUAGAUCUCUUCGCCUCGCACGAAAACACUCAUUGCCCUCUAUUCUUCUCUCUGGCGAGAGACGGUGCACAUAUGGGUGUGGAUGCUCUGGCACACCCAUGGCCAAACGCACUACUUUACGCGUUUCCUCCACUGAGUCUGAUCAUACCAACAUUACAAAGAGUAAGGGAAUGCGGUCACUCAGUUAUACUAAUUGCCCCAAAUUGGCCAGGGAAGUUGUGGCUGACGGAGAUAAUUCAGCUUCUAUGCGGCCAGCCCUGGCCGCUCCCGUUGCGCAGGGACCUCCUCUCUCAAGCGCGCGGAGAGAUUUUUCACCCAGACCCGAACAAAGUGGCACUUUGGGCCUGGCCCGUGAGAGGUUAAACUUGAGUGUUACGGGUUUGCCUGUGAGGGUGAUUGAGACUAUUCAGAAUGCACGAGCAGCUUCAACGCGCUCGGUAUAUGAUCGGAAGUGGAGAGUGUUUGAGCAAUGGUGCGCUAGCAGACACAUCGUCCCUUUUCUCUGUUCUGUCGCGGAUAUGUUAUGUUUUCUGCAGGAACUUUUGGAUAAGGACAGAGCCUUUUCAACCGUUAAGGUUUAUCUCGCCGCAAUUUCUGCGUGUCAUGUGGGGAUUGACAAAAAUACUAUAGGUCAACACCCGCUUGUUUGCAGGUUUAUGAGAGGCGCGCGGCGUUUGCACAGGGUUUCAAAGCCACUGAUUCCGCCGUGGGAUCUGUCUGUGGUCCUUAAUGCACUAUCUCAGCCCCCUUUUGAGCCUAUAGACAGUAUUGAAUUAAAGCUCCUUUCGCUAAAGGCUGCUUUAUUACUGGCUCUUUCGACCGCGAAACGGGUUAGUGAACUUCACGCUUUAUCGGUUCAUAACUCCUGUAUGCAGUUCGCUACGGAUUACUCGAGAGUAACUCUGAAAACUAAUCCAGCGUUUGUACCUAAGGUGAGCGAGUCAGCUCUCGCUUGUAAACAGGUGGAUUUACUGGCUUUCCAUCCGCAGCCUUUUUCCUCGCCAGAGGAUGAGCGGCUUCAUUGCCUGUGCCCUGUCCGUGCGUUGCGUCACUAUGUGGACAGAACGAAAGCACUAAGGAACAGUAAUCAGUUAUUUGUUUCUUGGGCUGAUUCUCAUAAGGGUAAACCUAUUUCACGUCAGCGCCUGUCCCACUGGGUAGUGGAAGCUAUUAUAGUAAGUUAUAAUAGCAUGGGUCUCUGUCCUCCGGAGGGGCUGAAGGCUCAUUCUACCAGAGGUAUGGCCACCUCAUGGGCAUUGUUUAAGGGCGUUUCAGUUCAGGACAUUUGUGCAGCAGCAAGUUGGGCAUCGACUCACACAUUUGUCCGAUUUUAUAGACUGGAUGUCACUGAGCCAUCGCUGGCCCAUUCCGUCCUAAGUGUAUAAAAAAAAAAAAAAAAAAAAAAAAAAAAAAAAAACCUUUCUUUAGAGGUGUUUUUUAACUUUUUGUUCACAUAUAUCCCUGUUCUAUUGGUGAAUAGUUACGGGUAUUGUGUUAUGUCAUAGCUUACAUCACAGAGUUGGUUGACAUGCCUGCUUCAGACAGCAUAUCUGCAAUACGGGAGUGGUCUAUAUCCCUUUGUGAGAUACUGAGCGAAUGUUUGAAAGAGAACUUUAGGUUACUUACGUAACCCCGGUUCUCUGAUAACAUGAGUGAAGUAUCUCACCGCACGUCCCUCCUUGCAGUGCACGGAGAAGAGAUAUGCUAAGAAUGAAGUAGGGACCAACGGCAGCGGUAUAUAUUAGGGAGCAGGGACUCCCACAUCA